AUGGCAGCAACUGCAGUUCAAAACGCGGAAGAGAAAGUUCUUUGCGAUAAGGCUUUUAAGGAAGAGUUGCUUGAUAAGCUAAACGAGCUUAGGAAAGACAAUACUCUCUGCGAUGUGACGCUUCAAAUCGAGGGGCAAAACUUUGCAGCUCACCGAUGUGUUCUCUCAGCUGCAAGCCCGUACUUCCGUUCACUUUUUACCAGUGGGUUUAAGGAAAACAAAGACUCCGCUAUUGUGUUAGAAGACACUAAACCUGCGGUAUUAAGCGAGGCCCUUCGGUUCAUUUACACAGGUGAAGCAGUGGUGAACGCCACUAACGCCCAUGAUUUGGUCAAGAUAGCAGACUACCUUCUUAUUACACGCUUGAAGACGAAGGUGUCGGAAUAUUUAGAAGAAUGCAUUGAUGCAACGAACUGCCUUGCACUGGAAUCAUUUGCAGAUCAGUAUGGUUGCGAGUCGUUAAAACAGACAGCGUCUGAGUUUAAACUACAGAACUUCAUUUCUGUAGUUAAAUCAGAGGAUUUUAAGACGUUGAACUUUGAUAAAGUCAAAGAAAUGAUAUCACGUGAUGAAAUAAUUGUUGCAAGGGAAGAAGAUGUAUACGAUGCAAUUGUUUCGUGGGUGAACCACGACGCUCUGGCAAGGGAAUGUUUGUUUACCGAGUUAUUAAAAUGCGUGAGAUUAUUCUCAAUAUCAAAGUACAGUUUGCAGCAGAUGCUGAAGGAAGAAUUGGUUCUAAAAAGCAGGACUUGCCUAAGUAUUUUGCUUGAAGGAUUAGAAUUUUUCUUUUCUCCAGAUCGUUUCUUGGGUAUGCCUCUCAAGCCACGUACCUGUUUAAGCACUGUGGAGUCUGCCAUAAUUCUCACAGGCGGACACCAUUCAAAUAGUGUAAGCAACCAGAGCACUUACUGUUUCUUGCCGUCAAAUAAUCAAUGGCUUUCACUCCCUGAGAUGCCAUUUCCUCGUACUCGUCAUGGGGCUGCAGUGUGCUGUGGACAGUUAUAUGUUGUAGGUGGGAUGCAAGAAGAAGUGGCGUGCUCUUAUGAUCCAAUACAAAACAAAUGGACUGUUAUUGAGGCAAAUACCUCUAUCCGUCAGCACUGCUCUGUCGUUGCUCUUAAUGAAGAGUUAUACGUGACAGGUGGUGAUCAGUAUUGGAACAGGGUUGAUAAAUAUAGUCCCAUCCUGGCUGAAUGGAAGGAAGUGUCGUCAAUGAAGAUUGGCCGGGGUGCGCACUGUGCAGUUAUUUUGGGAAACCUUAUUUAUGUCCUUGGUGGUGUGGACUCAAGGAUUUGUCAUAACAGCAUUGAAUGCUUUGAUCCCUUAACUAAUCACUGGAGUGAGGGGCCAAGUAUGAAUAUUGCAAGACAGUUUGCUGGUGCAGCUGUUUCCUGUGGAAAAAUUUUUGUUGCUGGAGGGUACAGUGACAAGGCAUGCAGAGCUUCAGAGGCAAGUUGUGAAAUGUUCGACCCUGUACAAGACCAAUGGAGCCUGGUGUCUAGUCUAGUUGUUCCUCGAGCAGCGUGUGCUAUGGUCAGUUUUGAUAAUCACCUGUAUCUAUUUGGUGGAGAAGAUGGUAUUCAGGUCAAAUAUGACAGUGUUGAGUGUUAUGAUGUCAAAAACAACAAAUGGGAGCAUUGUGGUACCAUGCCGGAAAAGUGUGCUUGUGUUCAAGCUUCACCGCUAUUGUUGCCAAAAAAAUACGUAAAUGAUUUAGACACAUUUGAUACACAGUAA
Messenger RNA from Porites lobata, 1737 nucleotides. Lineage: Eukaryota; Metazoa; Cnidaria; Anthozoa; Scleractinia; Poritidae. The record is from the annotation of a GenBank genome assembly.